AUGUCGGCAGCUCCUGCUGCUCGUGUCCUCCUGCGGCAACCCAGAUUUCUCCUGCGUCGCAACAAUUUCCGACAAGCUUCCACCGCCUCAGAAACCGCUUCAAAGGCACAAGACAGCGGGAAGCAAGCCGUGUCAAAGGCGUCGGAAGGUCUUACCAGAGUCCAAAGCUCCGCCGGCUCCUCGAUUUCUAGGGUUGGCUCAUCCGCAUACAAUGCUCUGAGCAAGGUUGGCGGGCGAACGGGAAGAUUGAUUUCUUUUGUUGAAUCAUUAAUACCACCUACUGUCUACUAUAGUCGUGUCGGGUUGGAACUGGCAAGAAUUGUUUUCAGAGGUCAACAAAUGGCUCCUCCUCCCAUGGCUCAAUUUCAAUCCUACUUCCAGCCUGUCAUGAACGUCCUUCGGAAUCCUCGAUCUAUUACCUCAAGCGCGAGCUCUAUGACUAGCUCCAUCAACCCCGACGCUGUGUUAAGCAGCAUCCGCAACGUCAAUCGCAAGCAGCUUACCACUGCUGGGAUCAUCUUCGCCGAAGUCUUGGGCUUUUUCACUGUGGGCGAAAUGCUUGGGCGGCUGAAGAUUGUUGGCUACCACGGCGAACCUCACCAUGACCAUUGA
Cladophialophora yegresii CBS 114405 is the source of this 612-nucleotide messenger RNA. RefSeq lists its product as uncharacterized. The record is from RefSeq and is a predicted model, not a curated record. Gene Ontology annotation, molecular function: proton transmembrane transporter activity. The transcript is spliced from 3 exons. NCBI's taxonomy places the organism in Eukaryota, Fungi, Ascomycota, Eurotiomycetes, Chaetothyriales, Herpotrichiellaceae. Bases 1 to 612 code for a protein of 203 amino acids. Gene Ontology annotation, biological process: proton motive force-driven ATP synthesis.